Coturnix japonica (Japanese quail) is the source of this 2473-nucleotide messenger RNA. It is a transcript of the gene EEF1B2, whose product is annotated as eukaryotic translation elongation factor 1 beta 2. The record is from RefSeq and is a predicted model, not a curated record. Gene Ontology annotation, molecular function: guanyl-nucleotide exchange factor activity; translation elongation factor activity. NCBI's taxonomy places the organism in Eukaryota, Metazoa, Chordata, Aves, Galliformes, Phasianidae. Gene Ontology annotation, cellular component: eukaryotic translation elongation factor 1 complex; cytosol. Gene Ontology annotation, biological process: translational elongation.
ACCGCGGAGGGUUCUGCCGCUAUAUAAGGCGAGCGCAGGGGUCGCUGGGCCUCUUUGCUUGGCGGCGGGCUGUGGCUGCGGUGUGGUGUUGUGCGCCGCUGCCGCCAUGGGCUUUGGGGAUCUAAAGUCCGCCGCCGGCCUGCGGGUCCUCAAUGAUUUCCUGGCCGACAAGAGCUACAUCGAGGGGUACGUGCCCUCCCAGGCCGACAUAGCGGUGUUUGAAGCCGUCGGGGCCCCGCCUCCUGCCGAGCUGUUCCACGCUCUUCGCUGGUACAAUCACAUUAAGUCGUAUGAAAAGCAAAAGGCCAGCUUACCAGGAAUAAAGAAGGCUUUGGGGAAAUACGGUCCUGCUGAUGUUGAGGACACAACAGGUGCAGCCACAGAUAGCAAAGAUGACGAUGACAUUGAUCUUUUUGGAUCUGAUGAUGAAGAGGAAAGUGAAGAAGCGAAGAAACUGAGGGAAGAACGCCUGGCACAGUAUGAAUCAAAGAAGUCCAAAAAACCAGCUGUUGUUGCCAAAUCAUCGAUCUUGCUUGAUGUGAAACCUUGGGAUGAUGAGACAGACAUGGCCAAAUUAGAGGAGUGUGUUCGAAGCAUUCAAGCAGAUGGCUUGGUCUGGGGGUCUUCCAAGCUAGUACCAGUUGGUUACGGUAUCAAAAAGCUUCAGAUUCAGUGUGUUGUUGAAGAUGAUAAAGUUGGAACAGACAUGUUGGAAGAAAGAAUAACAGCUUUUGAAGAUUACGUACAAUCAAUGGAUGUAGCUGCUUUCAACAAGAUCUGAGUCUUCAUAUAUUUAGAAUAAAAAUAAUUGCAAAAAUUGGGCCAUGUCUGUCAUUAAUUCAAAGUCAUAGUGCAAUCCAGUUUGUUAAUGUAAAAUUUGACUGAUGGGUAAAGUAAAAGCUAAUCAAUUGGCUUUUAGGAUUGUUCCAGCGCUGUGGUAUUUAGUGCCAGAGCAAAGAGAGAGCUGACAGUUGCCAUAUGUCUAGGCUUAACAUUUACAUGGCUUUAAAUAUCUGAAAUGCCUUUUCCUCUAUUUUAAGUGGAGUUGCAUCUUUGGCUACUUGUAAUUAAUCUGGCAGGAGAGGUGGCUUUCAGGGAGAAGCACAGGGCUGUAGCACUUUAAGAGAAAUAGAAGUUUUGUAUAGAAAGGAUGAUGAGUAACCAAAUAGUUGUAUGGUGGCUUUAUUCUUCUGACAGCUGCAGUUCAACUGUCACUUAGGAAUGAAGACAAAGAUAAGGCAGUUUAUAGCAAUGAGGACUGCAGAGCAUUGGAGAUUGUGAAGUGUACUUAAUGUGACUGAGACUGCCAGGGUAACUUCUCACCAUCUCCUAUUGUGUGAACCUGAGAUUUUUUUUCUCCUAAAGUGUUUAAAAAAUAGAAAUAACCUCAAGUUUGGCUUUUUUUGUGUGUGUGUGGGGGGGAGAGGAGGGACGUGUCUUACUCAGUACUGCAUAAUUCCUGCUUCAAGACCAAGGCCUUGGUGUGCCUUGAACUGCAGGCCAGCAUUGGUUUUUAACCUUGAGUAGCAGGAUCGAGAUCCUUGAGGUGCAAUUAAGGUACAGUUCACUAGAGGGCGGUGUGUUCCUUCAAGAAGACCGAGGCAUUGGAGGUCUAACGGUGCCAUGUGCUUGAGUGAGGUUUAAUGGGGCGCAGUGGCUACAGUUAAUGCAGGCGGAUAGUACUUUGUUACUCUGUUAAAAUACAGCUUGCUACAGUGUCACCGUGUAUCUUAGAGUGUAUGUAACCUGUAACAAGACCAAUAGUAGGUUUGAGAUCUUAAAUAUAGUCUUCCCAUGCUCCUACAUGACUAUAAAGAUCUCAAACCUACUAUUGAUCUUGUUGUGCCUCUUUUUGAGAAGGGCUGCCAGUUGCCACUCUAUUGUUAAAGCAACAGGGUUUUAAGGAGACUGUCAGAAACACUUGAGUGCAAUCUGAACAAGAACAAGCAUUAUGAAGCAGGGAAGAACAGAAUCUGCUGCAGUUGAAUUUUGUUGGUUUUUUUCUCAGCAGUAUCUCAUAGGAAAAUCAGAGUGCCUUUUUUUCAUCGUAGAGCUUUGAAUGAGCAUUCUUCUGUCCAAGCAGUGUAGGAGAGUAAUUGGGCUUUUUCAGUUAUUCUAUGGAAAUGGAAACCAAGGAUGCUGUCUGUUCUGAUUAGGUAUCUUCAUUCCACUUGCAGAAAUGAGUUGGAUGGUGGCAACUAUGUUGCUGAUGUUGGUAUGAAGGAGGUAGCAAUCACCUUACAAAGUUGGUAGGCCAUUUUUUUCCACAGACCAGGACUGAUGUUGGCCAGAUUCUUUAUUAUCUAGGGGAGGCUUUUGGUUAAGGUGGUGGUUAAAUGUUGGCAGUGUUUUGUUGCUUUUUUUAAUCCAGAGGGGUAAUCCAAGCAAAGCUUUGUAGAGCAUUUUCUGACGAUGUACACAAGACAAAGCAAAUGUAAAAUCUUCUUCUUUGAAAAUAAAGCUCGUUACUGUG